This is a messenger RNA of Spirodela intermedia, 4587 nucleotides long. NCBI's taxonomy places the organism in Eukaryota, Viridiplantae, Streptophyta, Magnoliopsida, Alismatales, Araceae. The record is from the annotation of a GenBank genome assembly.
AUGGCUCCUCUCAGGUCGUUCGUCGAAGUAUUGCCGGAGUCCCACUUUCCUCUGGAGAAUCUGCCCUACGGCGUCUUCCGGCCGAGCGCCGGCGGUUCCCAAGCGGAACCUCGCCCCGGGGUGGCCAUCGGUGACUACGUUCUGGACCUAUCGGCAGUCGCCGCGGCGGGACUUUUCGACGGGCCCCUGCUGAAGAAGUCUUCAUGUUUCUCUCAGGUUAUCAAUUUCCUCUCUUUUCCGUUCUUCCACAGACCAAGGAACAGGUGUAGACCACUGUUUUUGGAUUAUGUUUUGCCCCGGUCGUUGAUCAAAGCAACUAGAAUAUUGCAUCUUGUUGUUCUGUUGACAGACCUCCCUCAACAAGUUUCUGGAGAUGGGACGCCCUGCGUGGAAGGAGGCCCGUUCGACCCUACAAAAGCUAUUGUCCGGUAAUGUUUGAUAUCUCUUCUCCAAUUACUUUAAUGUGAUUACGUUCCUGAAUCGUAAAAGUUAAAGCACAAAAAUGUGGAUAAGAUUAUUCACGGAAAAUCGCCUGUUACACGACAUCUCGGGUUUCUCCAUUUUUUUCAAUAACAAACUGUAUUAGUUUCCUCGGCUUCCGACACUAAUAUUGAUCAUAAUGACACACUGUGGAAAGCUCGGCGAUCCUUUAGCAUUACUGGUACGGGUCUCAUAUCUGAGGAUGAAAUCUGUGUUUUGAGAGUAUAAUCGAUACUAUCUUAGCCGAGUAAACUUAGCUGCAGAACUAGCUCUUGAUUCUCUGUUGUUUCUAAAAGUUUCACAGAGUUACUGUUUUGUUUAUCGUUUGUAACACGACACAUUAAUUAACCACCAUCUGUUGUGAGGUGAAAACCUGGGAAAAUGACAAUGCUGCUUUAUUUGCAGCUGAUGAACCAACUCUUCGUGAUAAUGCCGAUUUGAAAGAGAAAUGCCUUUUCCCAAUGGUAUUUCAUACCUGAAGGUUUGAAAUUAUUAUUCAAUUUCUUCUUGUGUUGCUGAUACCGUUUUUGAACAAGCAGGACAAGGUGCAAAUGCUUGUUCCCAUGGUAAUAGGGGAUUAUACAGACUUCUUUUCAUCAAUGCAUCAUGCGAAGAAUUGUGGGACUAUUUUUCGUGGCCCAGAGAAUCCAAUUGCGCAGAACUGGUAGGUAAUAUGUUUUAAUUGCUUCCAAUCACUAAUCUAUAAUUUCUGACUGUCUGUCACGUUUUUUUCUUAACUGUGGAAAACUUCUGCCAGGUUUCACCUGCCAAUUGCUUAUCAUGGUCGUGCAUCAUCCGUGGUCAUUUCGGGGACAGAUAUUACCCGUCCAAGGUGAUCUCCUCUCCCCUGAUGAAAAAAAACCCACCUGCAGAAUAAUGUUCUGUUAAAAAUGCCAUAUCUUGUACUUUUUCCUAAUGUCGUAUUAAAAACAUUUGAUUUGGUUUUCUGUACUUCCUUGUGGAGCAUGUAUCACUGGAGAGUCAGCCGGCUAAUAAACACUGCCAAAUCUAUGGUUCAAAAUGACAUUUUCUUAAUGGGAUAAAAGAUUAUGAUGCUGCAUUGAUCCUUUUCUCCCUUUUGCUGAACUACUAACACCACCGACAGUUGGAUAAUUUUCCUUCUCAUUCUAUCUUGGAAAAAAGGAUCACGAUUAAAAAUAGUACACACCUUAAUUCCGUCAUAAACUGCAGUUUUAUUUGUGUUUUAGGAGCAAGGCUACUCUGGGCUAUUCUAGGUUGGGAUUUUCUUGGGGACAGCCCUCAUUUUGUACCUUUGCGCACAAUCGCCCUAAUUGCACUAAAAUGACAUUUUUUUUACUAGUUUUUCAUUAUCCUUUUUUUUGUACUAAGUAAUGUUUUUAGUUUAGCUGAGACUCUUUCGUUAUGUUGGCAGAGGUCAAGCUUAUCCUACACCUAACUCUCCACCAUAUUUUGGACCUUCAAUGAAGAUGGAUUUUGAGCUUGAGAUGGUCAGUCUUUUCCAUGGUUGAAUUUUUUGUGUCUUGCUUAUAGGACCUGAAGCACAAGAACUUAAUUCAAAAAAUGCACACCCUGAGAAACUUUUAUUUACACAUGCGCAUGGAUAUGGCCAGUUUUUUGUGUUUGUCCCUCGUGAUCUUGUUUCAAGACUGUUGAAACUUGACUAGACAGUCGUUGGUUUUCUUUUAUCUUGGAAGCAUAAAUUGAAUCAGUUGAAAACUUGUAUCUGCUUACAGGCUGCUAUAGUUGGCCCAGGAAAUGAAUUAGGCCAUCCAAUUGACGUUAAUGAUGCUGCAGAUCAUAUUUUUGGGCUUGUUUUAAUGAAUGAUUGGAGCGGUAAACAAGUGUUUUUUUACUAUUUUCAGCCAUUUACCUCCGAUUAGCUCCAAAUUGAAUUUACUGUAUAUGUUUUUGGCAGCUAGAGAUAUUCAAGCCUGGGAAUAUGUUCCUCUAGGGCCCUUUCUUGGAAAGAGUUUCGGUAAGCAAUAUGUAUAUAUACAUAUAUAAAUUUAAAAUGUACCGUCGAAAUUUAUGGUCCAUGUUUUUUCUUUUACUUCUGGUAUUGCAUCUGCCUGUUUCUUGUUCUGAACUGCAAUUUUUUUCAGGUACAUCAAUAUCACCUUGGAUUGUAACUCUGGAUGCCCUGGAACCUUUUGCUUGUGAUGCGCCUAGGCAGGUAAUCAUUUUGCAUCUCAGGUACAAGAAAGACAGGGAUCGUAGUUUUAAUCUUGGGAUAUCUACUCCUUGAGCUUUGUGAACGUUAAAAUUAUAUACAAUCGUUUUUUGACAACUUCGUUACAGAAUGCUUGACAGAUUAUUUUUAUGGAAAAUAUGCUAAACUUGCAGGAACCCCAUCCGCUACCUUAUCUGGCUGAAACUAAACAUGUCAACUAUGAUAUUCCCUUAGAGGUAUGUAAAUAAAAUCUUAUGGGUAUAUAUCUUCUGACCAGCCAUUUUUAUCAUCUUCUUGGCAGAUCUUCAUUAUCCAUAUUUUUUGGCAGUAUUCUUCCCAUCUCUUCAAGUUUAACCAUUUACAACUAAUUUACAUGUGUAAUGAUAUUCCCAUUUUUAUGAAAGGUAUGGAUCAAACCUUCUGGACACGAGCAUCCAUCUCUUGUCACGAAAAGUAAUUUCAGUCACCUGUAAGGAAAUCAACCUCUUGUUUAUCUUCACAGGUUUAAAUGAAUUUUUUUUCAUUUUAACUAGUUUUUUUUUUCUCCGCGGCUUCUAUUGACUCUUCACCCACCUUGUAAAAUCUUGUACCAUUGCGUGAACCAAAACCAUUCUCCAUAUUAAUCGGCAAGAUGAUUCCAUCAUUAUCAUGUUAUUGCAAAGUAAAUUUGAUUUCUGCAAACAUCAAAGGUGGGAAGCAUCAUUCCAUUUUUAAAUAAAACUAUUUCAUAACUGAACUAUGUAUGUUCUACGUUGUCCUCAAUUAUCUUAUCAUAUUCUUUCAUUUAAGGCGCGUCUUAAAACUUAUUAAACUGCAUACUGCAUCCUUAUUGACAAGGAAAAGAGAGUUGGAUCAGUUUCUCUGUUAGUUUCCCAAGCAUGAGGCAUAACCCGGUUUAGACAUUUCCUUUUCUAAAAUUGACUUCGGACUCGCAGUUUCCAAGGAUCCCAUGAAAUUGACCGGAACUAACUUCCCAAUUGGGGUUAUCUGUUCUCUAGAGUUCUACAAGCUUGAUUUUAAUUUUUUUCUAGAGUUCUACAAGCUUGAUUUUAAUUUUUUUUCUUUCUUUUGGAAUAUAAUCAACCUUCGGAACGUACUUUGGAAUACAUUUCGAGACCCAGACGAAUUAUAUUGUGUACCGAUUUUGUACAUUCUCAGAGUGUGCUGUCUGCAACCCAUAAAUUGAUUAAACAUAUACUUCAUUUAUUUAUUUUUUGUCAUGAAUACUCUAAUUUGGAGCGUUUGUCUUAUGGAUCAGAUACUGGACCAUAAACCAACAACUGGCACACCACACAAUCAAUGGCUGCAACUUGAGGCCCGGUGAUCUGCUUGGUACUGGGACCAUCAGUGGACCUGUAUGCUCCAAUUUUCUUAAACUACUAACAAUCUUUGCUUUAUUUUUUCUCUCCAUCUGUUCUGCUUCGUUCAAGAAAUUCUUCCGAAUUCUCUUAGAUACUAACUUUACCUGCGUUUGGACCACUACCAGCAUGAAGAAUCUUUUGGAUGCUUACUCGAAUUGACCUGGAACGGGCAGAAGCCACUUUCUAUUGGUGGUUCAUCUCGCAAGUUCUUGGAAGACGGAGAUGAAGUCAUCUUUACAGCGGCCUGCAAGGUGCAACUCCAAGAACCUUUUAUUAUCUGUAUUUAGGUGCAACCACCCGCUUGCCCAAUAAUUAACAUUUAAUAUAGAAACCAAUAAUUCUGAGCUCGAAUUUGCACAAGAAUCCAGACUCUAUGAAUCUGGUAUGAAGAACUAAGUAACAUCACUUCUUCCAAACUAUAAUGUGCGCAUUUUUACGCAGUGCCACUUCCAUCUUCAUAUUUUUUCAUAAAUCUUUUUUCUCUUCUCUUGUCUAACAUUUGAAAAUAUCAAUGACUCCUCAAUUUUGUAGGGAAAUGGUUAUAAUGUUGGAUUUGGAACGUGCACCGGGAAGGUUCUGCCCUCAACCCCCUGA